Molecule: messenger RNA, 3403 nt
Organism: Actinia tenebrosa (Australian red waratah sea anemone)
Lineage: Eukaryota; Metazoa; Cnidaria; Anthozoa; Actiniaria; Actiniidae
Biological process (GO): spliceosomal snRNP assembly; rRNA processing
Cellular component (GO): SMN complex
Source: RefSeq, a predicted model, not a curated record
CAACUUCCUGUUCAAACAGCAAAUGCAGGAAUGACAGGAAURACUGAAUAUAUAAGAUACCGGAAAUGACGGCACAGUUUCCACAGGGAUCCCACAGUGUUAGUUCCCAGUACAUCGUGUUUCCUCUCAAACAAGAUGGURGACGAAAUAGUGGUUGUGCAGUUAGAAGUUUGCAAAAUAUAAGAUGAAUAGAAUAAAAUAUUUAGGUAUGGAGUACUGCCAAGAAACUGUUAUCAUACAGUCAGCCUUCUUGCUUGCAGGAAAAAUGAUGAAUCUUGAGCAAAGCCUUCAGAAACACGAAUUUGUUGCAGUUGUGAAGAUCAUCCAAGGAGCCAUUAAUGAAAUAUCYGAAGGAUUAUCUAUCACAAAAGCAAAAAAUACAGUACUACCUAUAGAAACCUAUGCUCUUCAUCGAAAAAUCCAUCUUUGGCUGUACAAGGCAUGGCGCAAUUGUCGUUCCUCCAACAGUACUGAUGCAGGCUUUCUGGAAWGUUUUCCAGCCCUACCAAAGUUUGGCACAGGUUUAUAUGUCUUGAUUGUGGAAGAAAUGGGCUGGGAAUUGUUACUUGCUGAGUGUUUAAUCAAUACACAUGAAGAGGUUUUACCAUUUGUUCUACAAGAUAUYGUGGCCACUACCGUUUCUUUCCAAGACAGUGGUUUCUUUACUUUGUUGUUUGACUGCUUACUACCCAGUUUUACAUCAAAGCAAARUUGUCACACAAACUGUUCCACUUUGGUUCAGGUACUUUUGGAAGGCUUGACAUCACUGUGUGAAUAUAUCACUGACAAGAAUCAACAACUUCAUGUCAUAAAAAGGUUGAUAGAUUUUGUCUUUCAAGGGUUUCAAUGUCAUAUGAAAGAACAUUCAAAUACUUGCUCAGUCAAUCAAAUUGAAAUGGAAAGAAAGAGGUUGGUUGUUAGUGGUGAAGAGGUUAAGUCAGACUCAGUUGUUCACAUUGACAGUACCAUAGAAGACAAGCAUGGCUCAAGAUCAGCUGACAAUGAGUUGACUUGCUGGUGUACAGACUCCAAUGUCUUGUAUUGUUUGAAGGUUUUGAUGAAAUUAUUUACAGAUCAAUGGAAGGAKAUAUGUAACUGGACAACAGACAAUAAAUGUGAUAUAGGACAGAUGGACAGUGCCUUGUGGCAUCCACUACACCAGUGGAUAUUAAAACUAUAUGGUGUUCUUGGUUUUAUCAUCAAUGCUACUACAUUCAAUGCUUCACAAGAUUCAAGAAUGUGGUUAUUUUACAAUGGACUAGCUGUGUAUAUUGAUGCAAAUGCAGCCACUUCUGAGAGUGAGUGGUUGUGUAAUCAACAGAAGGGAUUUAUGUCUGACGGCAUUGAUCUUAACAGUCUUGAAAAUGAACAAAUUGAUAUGUCAGGGYCUAGUAAGACAUUCAUGUUCACCCAUGGAUCAUUAGAAGAACAGCUUGACGAUGCCAUCUGGAGAGUCAAACACAAUCUAGAGGGAUCUCUAGACAGUCUUAAUUGGUUAUUAACAACAGAAGAACUAUUUGACAAUCCUUCCUGGCUUCAAUGUAUAAAAGACAAUGUUGUAAAGAUGGGACAUAAAGAUCAGGCAAUAAUGAUGGUUGAUAUUCUUUGUGUCCAGAGGCAAAUCAUUGAAAGUGCACCUGAAUAUGAUAAUGGUGGUUUUGAUAUCAUUAAAGAGCUGGUUAUUGCCCUGUUCAAUGAUCUGUCCAUGCCAGACCAGGAAGAGCUCAUAAAAUAUGCAUUCUCAAUGUCAUUAGUGUCUGCUCUUGAUGUCACUUGUGACUCUGUUUUCUUCCAUCCAACUCAACUUCAGAAAGAUAAGAAAAAGCUGCAGGAUGAUCUACAAGUUCUAUUCAACAAACUUGUUGACAGCAGUUUAGUGUCUGCUUUCAAGAGACAAGUGAGAAGUAUCAAGCAAUUGUCUUUUUUGUCUCCAUAUAUUACACUCUAUAAGGCAYUGCAACUAGGUGUUCAAUAUGGACAGACAACAACUAUUGUGAAGAUAUUUCAAGAGAUACCAGUUCUUUGUUUUCUGUGUUCAAAUGGUACAACCAUCCCAUUGUUGUGUGAAAUAUUAGCAUCGAUAGCAACAGAACUACCAAGCAAACAAGAAGAAAAUAACUUGAUGAAACUCGUACAGAUGCUGCUACAGAGGUACAGAAAUGCCCACUUACCAGGAACAAGUCAACCUCUAUUGGAAAAGUCCAAUCUCUACACUUCUUGUAUUCUCCCUUUCAUGAAUCUCCAUGGAAACAAGAAGCCARUACCUACGAAGACUGCUCUUAAGCUCUUGAAGACAACAAUGAAUACUAUUGAUCUCAAGAAUCAGACAGAAAAAGCAUUUGUCUUGAGAUACCUUAUUCCAAUAGUGCUUGCACUCUGUAGACUGCUUAGUGACUGCAAGGUAGACUGGGAAGAGAUGGGUUCUAAUCCAAUGAAUGUAGUGGAGYUAAGAAGCCUAGUGCUUGUCAACCUUGAAGAAUCAAUUCAUGUAAUGCACAGUAUGUUUCAACGUACACCUACAGGACUCAUUCACCCUUUGGAGUGGUUACAUAACAAGUUACUUACUAUAGGCUGGACAGCAGUUCUUUAUGUCAAACCUCUACUUGAACUCUUGCCUACCAAACGUCAGUAUUCCAUCCCAAAGUGUGUUAUAGAAUUCUGUGAUCUACCAACUGAAUCCUGGACUCCAUGUGUGAAUGGGUCUGAUUAUAAUGUGGUUGAUUGUCUGUUUGAAUGCUGUGUUAYAUCAGAUACAAUCUCAUCCCAAAUGAUCGAUGCACUUGAGAAAAAAAGUUGGUCGUCAGUGGAUAUCAGCUUAAAAGAACAAGUCAUUAGAAAACUAAGCCAGGUAAUGACGUUCAUCACGUGGUCAGAGAUGAGCAGGAUCGUCUCUCUAUGUACGAUCCUGAUUCGAAAGGUCCAAAUAUCUUUAGAGCUCUUCUCUGUUCACGACAAGACUCCGCUCUCAUCGUUGCCUGACCUUCCCGCCAACCUUAAUGGUAUUGUCGUUAUGUCAAGCAUACUACAUCAAGUCUUCAAGCUCCUACUGAAGCCAAACACAGUCAUGUUAGGCAACGUGAUCAAACUCUACGUAUCUACAAUCAAACAAAUGUGUCAAGUACUCCUCACUGAUCCUGGUCUUGAUAAGUGUUUAUCAGGUGACGUCAUAGCCCGUAUGUUUGAUGACCUCUGUCACGUGGUAUGUAUAGUUCCCUUGGAAGAUACAGAUCCAUUAUUUAUUCUCGCAUUGGAUAUUGCUUCUAUGGUAAGUGGACGUCACGUUGUUUCUCUCAAACAAUCUGUUGCUAUGGUCCCUAAAAGUGUCUACACGGAGUCAUUAGUACAGAAACUGGAGACGAGAAUGCUAGUCCAAUGAUCUCAGUGAAAGCAAAUACCGGCGUGG